Molecule: messenger RNA, 768 nt
Organism: Medicago truncatula (barrel medic)
Lineage: Eukaryota; Viridiplantae; Streptophyta; Magnoliopsida; Fabales; Fabaceae
Product: non-specific lipid transfer protein GPI-anchored 16
Exons: 4
Coding region: 83-652 (189 amino acids)
Source: RefSeq, a predicted model, not a curated record
CAAAAUAUAAAUCACGUACUAUAUCUUUAAUCAAAACCCAUCACAAUCCUAAGAGUGACACAUCAUUCUUGCAGACCCAACAAUGGGACAUCUAAGUAUUUUUCAAAUGAAAGUGAUAUCAACAUUUCUUUUAAUCACUUCAGUAAAAUUGGUUUUUGGACAGAUUAGUACACCUUGCACAACUUCUAUGAUUAGUAGUUUCACCCCAUGUGCAAAUUUCAUUACAGGAAGCACCAAUUAUAAUGGUUUAAUAACACCAUCAAGUAGUUGUUGUGAUUCAUUACAGUCUAUGAUGAGUACUAGUAUGGAUUGUGCUUGCUUGUUAAUUACUGCUAAUGUUCCAUUUCAACUACCGCCUAUUAAUCGAGUUCUUUCCUUCUUCCUUCCACAAUCAUGCAACCUGAAUGGAUUGCAUGCACAAUGCAAGGCUUCUGGUUCUCCUUUACCAGCUCCAGGUCCAGCUAUAUUUGGAUCAAAUGUCCCGUCUCUUCCGCCAAUCAAUGCUUCUCCCUUGAGUUCACAAGAUGAAACCAUUGAGGUAGCUGAUUCUCCUAAAUAUGUAAUUCAACACUCAGCAAUUGCACCAGCACCGACAAAACUAGCACCAAUGAAGCAUAGUCGCCCAAGAAAACUUCAAGAAUUCAACAAGUAGUUUGGAGUUUCUAACUAUCAAAUAAUGCUUGUAUUUAUAUUCAUAUGCAAUUUGGAAUCAUGACUUUGAGUAUUUUAAUAAAUUUUUAAUCACUAAUGCUAGUUCUAAAUUAAUUA